This is a messenger RNA of Ectocarpus siliculosus, 1409 nucleotides long. The record is from the annotation of a GenBank genome assembly. NCBI's taxonomy places the organism in Eukaryota, Phaeophyceae, Ectocarpales, Ectocarpaceae.
AUGCGGCGGUACGAGACGUUGGUGCGGCAGCUAUACCAGGUCAACCUGUUUCAUCCCGUCAAGAUGGGCCUGACCAACAUCACGAGGCUGCACGAGGCUCUCGGCAACCCCGCCGACGGGCUGCCCGCAGUGCACAUCGCGGGUACCAACGGAAAGGGGUCCGUGGCGUUCAAGAUGGCGCGCUCUCUCCAGCUCGGGGGGCUCAAGACGGGGCUGUUUGUGUCCCCCCACAUGUCGUGCUUCCGAGAGAGGGUGCAGGUGGAUGGGGCGUAUAUCCCGGAAUCGAGCAUCGAAGACAUCUUGCCCAGGAUUUUCGAUUUGUGCGAAUCCGAGGACAUUCCGGCUACAUUCUUCGAGGUGACGACCGCGCUAGCCUUCCAACACUUCCGGGAAUCCGGGGUCGAUGCGAUCGUGGUGGAGACCGGUCUAGGGGGACGGUUGGACGCGACGAACAUAUUGAAGCCGGCUCUGACCGUCGUCACUUCCGUCGGGCUUGACCACACCAGGAUCUUGGGAGACACUGUGGAGCAAAUCGCCCUCGAGAAGGCCGGGAUUUUCAAGCCGGGCGUCCCCGCUCUCGUCGGCGACGGCUGUCCUGUCGACAUCAUGAGGGGCGUGGCCGAGAGCGGAGGAUGCCCGUUCCACCGCUGGGCAGACGUCUUCCCCGAAGGAACUAACGCCGGGGAUGACGAAGAUUAUGACGAGGAGAACACCCGCCUGGCCGAGGCCGGCCUGGUACUGCUGGGCCGUUCCCACCCGGAGUUGUGCGUUAACGAGGACGCCUUGCGCCGCGGCGUGACGCAACGACCACCGUGCCGCUUCGAGGUGCUCCAGGUAGACGCCCCCGCGGCGGCGGCGGCGGCGGAGGCGGCGGCCACCGGAAAAAAAGUCGAAUCUUCGCAUAGCGGGGGAGAAGCCGGUGCCGGCGGGGGGGGGAGCGGAGGCGGAGGCGUUGUCACGGUGGUGCUGGAUGUUGCACACAACCCUCCGGCGAUCGUUCGGUUUUUCCAGAAGGCUGCGACUCGUCGAGCGACGUCGGUGGACGUCUUAGCCUCGCGCCUUUCCGAGCUGUCCGGAGGGAGGUUCGACUCGUCGUCGAGCAGGGUGAGGAGGGGAGACGAGAGCGUGCGGCAAGCUUUAAGAGAUGCCAUCGCAGAGGCAUCGUUGUCUGGAGACGGAGGAGAAGGGUCGGAGAGAGACGUGGUGGUGGUCUGCGGUACGGUGUUCAUGAUGGUCGACAUCAGGGAGGAGCUCGGCUUCAACGAGCCGAGGGAUAAUCUGGUACGAACCGGCACGGACGGGUGAGGAGGAGCUUUCCGCGACGAGUUAAAUGCGAAUAUCCCACCGUGCCACCCUCUGGCGGAGUCAUUCUGUCCACGGUCUCUGCGAUGCAUGGUGGCAGCCGCUGC